This is a messenger RNA of Chaetura pelagica (chimney swift), 1548 nucleotides long. It is a transcript of the gene GFI1, whose product is annotated as growth factor independent 1 transcription repressor. The record is from RefSeq and is a predicted model, not a curated record. Gene Ontology annotation, biological process: regulation of transcription by RNA polymerase II. The transcript has 7 exons. Bases 1 to 1467 code for a protein of 488 amino acids. Gene Ontology annotation, molecular function: DNA-binding transcription factor activity, RNA polymerase II-specific; RNA polymerase II cis-regulatory region sequence-specific DNA binding. Lineage: Eukaryota; Metazoa; Chordata; Aves; Apodiformes; Apodidae. Gene Ontology annotation, cellular component: nucleus.
AUGCCUGAGAGCGAAGCCCAGAAGAACGUCUGGGAGAUACGCGAGCCAGGUUUCCUGACUACAUCGGGAAUCCGAGGCUACACAUGGAAAACUGCGAUUUGGGUUCGCGCUGCAUGGGUGAAUCGGUCCCUCCGACAGCAACUGCCGCUCAGGAGUCGGGUUUUGGCUGUCGAGUUUGUGACGACCCUCCUGCCCGUCCCGGCAGGAGCCUUGCGCCGUCCAGCGUUCUGGGUGACGGGGACUGAUAAACCGUUUCGGGUUCGGGCAGCAACCCUUGGGGGGGGCGGAGCCGCUGCGAGAGGUGGCUGGCUCCCAUCGCGGAGCCACACUGAGGGGCCCCCUCGUCCCCUUUGUCCUGCAGACAGCAAGAUCCCCGAGGACAGGGGUCUGUGCCGCACCGUCGUGCCCGAUCCGGAGCCUUCUCAGGGCCGCUUCUCCCCGGAAUCCCACCUUACCGAGGCUGCCGAUGGCACCUCCGAGUCAGCGCCCAGCUGCGAGGGCAGCGUCUGCGACAGGGUGUCCGAAUUUGAGGAUUUCUGGAGACCUCCCUCGCCCUCCGUCUCUCCAGCUUCGGAGCGAUCUGUGUGCCCAUCCCUAGAUGAAGCACCUCCAUUCUCAGUGCCCUUCAAACCAUACAUGUGGAACAGCUUGGGUGGCUCUGAGCUGAGGCACCUUGUGCAAAGUUACAGGCCCUGCCCAACGCUGGAGCGAACCUCAGCCCUGGGACUUUUCUGUGAGCGAGGCUCUGAGCCUGCCCUCUACAGUGCAGAGUGUAGCUCUUCCCUUGGACUUUAUGGUGACUUCGGCUCCCCGGGCCCAGGGCUGUUUGAGCGGCCACCAGCAGCAGCACCCGGACUCUAUGCUGAAUCACAGCCUGGGCUGCAGCAAGAGAAGGGGCCAGGUGGCAUCAAAGUGGAGUCAGACCUCUUGUGCCGCCCAUUGCUCAUCAGUACUGGCUCUUACAAGUGUGUCAAGUGCAGCAAGGUCUUCUCCACGCCGCAUGGCCUUGAGGUGCAUGUGCGCCGCUCACACAGUGGCACGAGGCCCUUUGCCUGUGACAUGUGUGGCAAGACCUUCGGCCAUGCAGUCAGCCUGGAGCAGCACAAGGCCGUACACUCACAGGAACGCAGCUUUGAUUGUAAGAUCUGUGGCAAAAGUUUCAAGAGAUCGUCAACUUUGUCCACCCACCUGCUUAUCCACUCGGACACCAGGCCCUAUCCAUGCCAGUACUGCGGGAAGCGGUUCCACCAGAAAUCUGAUAUGAAGAAACACACCUUCAUUCACACAGGUGAGAAGCCUCACAAGUGCCAGGUGUGUGGAAAAGCCUUUAGUCAGAGCUCCAACCUCAUCACCCACAGUCGGAAGCAUACAGGCUUCAAGCCCUUUGGGUGUGAUCUGUGUGGCAAAGGCUUCCAACGGAAGGUGGAUUUACGGAGACACCGGGAGACACAGCACGGCUUGAAAUGAGUCCCAGCUGCAAUACAGAAAACACCCACAACACUAUGAGAACAGACUCCCUUGGCUUCCCCACUGGACCUAAGCCCUGUC